AUGGCAAACUUAUGCUAUACACCACCGCGGCACUGCCCGAGUGAUAUCUAUUUACCGCACCAGCUCAAGGACUGCGAAUUUGUAUUUGUACGUAAUGACUCUGUUAAGCGGCCUCUUACGCCGGCCUACACAGGCCCAUUCCGCGUUCUUAAACGCGCGGACAAAUAUUUCCAAAUACGAAAAGGUAUUCACACCGACAACGUUUCAAUAGAUCGGUUGAAACCUGCCUUUAUAGAGAAACCGUCGUCUCAUACUACUUCCCAAUCAACUCCGCAAGUUCAGGAGAAUUUCAAGACACCUGUCUCUCUCGACAAACCUAAGUAUACCAGCUCCGGUCGAAAAUUCAAUGUCCUGGUUUUUAAUGAUAAUACGAUUUCUUUCUAUCUAUCUAUCUAUCUAUCUAUCUAUCUAUCUAUCUCCUUCUGUUCAUAUCUAUCUAUCUAUCUAUCUAUCUAUCUAUCUAUCUAUCUAUCUGAGUCUCUUCUAAUCUAUAUACCUAUCUCUCAAUCUAUCUAUCUAUCUGUUGUGCUGGUGAGAUGA
Acanthosepion pharaonis is the source of this 540-nucleotide messenger RNA. NCBI's taxonomy places the organism in Eukaryota, Metazoa, Mollusca, Cephalopoda, Sepiida, Sepiidae. The record is from the annotation of a GenBank genome assembly.